Messenger RNA from Mesorhabditis spiculigera, 441 nucleotides. NCBI's taxonomy places the organism in Eukaryota, Metazoa, Nematoda, Chromadorea, Rhabditida, Rhabditidae. The record is from the annotation of a GenBank genome assembly.
AUGCAGACUUCUACCGCUGUCUUCCUUGCUCUUCUUGGCUUCGCCUGUCACCAGGCGUUAGCGAAAGACUGUCCCGAAGGUCCUCCCGAAAAUUCUACGCUCGUUGAUGUUGGACCCGUUCUCGACCCGAAAAAUCCAUCCUGCCCUGCCGGGUUGACCUGCUAUUUGCAUAACAAGACGAAUGGCUGCUAUGGGCCACCACCAAAGCCUUGUGAAGAUGCGGAUGAGAACUGCGCAAACUGGGUGAGAAACGGUUUCUGCACCGAUCCGUACUACGCAAAGUCGAAGGCCGACUACUGCGCGAAGAGCUGUGGACUUUGCUAUGAUACGUGCGCGGACAAGAGCGCCAGCUGCAAAAACUGGAAGGCGAACGGCUUCUGCGAGAACGCGCUCUACGACUCGAUCAAAAAGGACUACUGCUCGGCAACCUGCGGGCUCUGC